UGGAAGCGUGCUCCUGGACGCAAACGGACGUUGGCCGUGCGACUUCCAUGCCAGCGUACGCAUACAGUCGUGGACGGUACUGCACACAGCGUUCCAAUCAGUCACGUCCACCAUGAUCGUGCUGCACUACCGGGACUAUGGGCUCAGCAGCCUCGAGGAACGCUCCUACCGCGGCGCACUCUGCAAGUUCGGCGUCGGCCUCACGCUGGCGUUCAUCGGUCUGACGGUCUGUUUUUCCCACCUGGUCGCCGGCGUGGUUUGCCUAUCUUGCGGCCUCAUCAUCUUAGCCAUUCCUGUCCAGUACCUUUCGCCCCAGGGGCCGUCCUCUCCGGCACCCUGCACAAGCCCUCUAAUCUUGAUGGACAAGCCGCCAGACCUACUCCUGGACCAGGUCCCCGUAGUCGCGCAACGCGAGCAGGCGGCGGAACAACCCUUCCAAAUGGCGACGGACAAGCCGCCACCUCCGCUGCUCAGACAGCAAGGCUUUUCCCAGGCGGACGACGACGAACCAAUCUACGGAGACGUCGACAAGAUGGAUAGCGUUAGCCUCGUCCAUCAGUACAUCGACAGGAUGGGCAGCCUAUCGACGGAGAGGGAGCCCAGUUGGCAUUCCCUCUAUCUUUCGUUGAGCGAAGAGCACGAGGCACACGACACCCAAGAGGACCGAGAGAAACGAUCAUGACGCCGGCUGUCCACGUGCUAGAAGACAGCAAGUGGCUAUUCGCUGCAAAUGUGUGGUGCUCUCAGACUUCCGGUGCAGCUAAACAAGGAAACCACAUGUUCCUAUAGGCUUCCUUCUAUAAUGUCUUCCGCAAAAUUUUGUACAGCGCUUGUUUUGUUAUCACUGAUUGCAGUGACGACCAUUAGCUGUCACAUCAUAAGUGUCGUACGUGCCGUACGCUCUAUCAUCAUAUCAUGUUUGAACGAGCUACUUGACAAAAUCUUCAAGCACCGUGUCUGCGUAUCUCGAUGUCUAUAGCUCGCUCACAAACUACAUUAUUUUAUCGUACGUGCGUGUGUUAUGCGUCUGACAUGUAUCUAUACACAAGAUGAGAGCUCAAAAUGUUUGAUUGAAUAAACAAAU
Ornithodoros turicata is the source of this 1084-nucleotide messenger RNA. RefSeq lists its product as uncharacterized. NCBI's taxonomy places the organism in Eukaryota, Metazoa, Arthropoda, Arachnida, Ixodida, Argasidae. Bases 113 to 682 code for a protein of 189 amino acids. The record is from RefSeq and is a predicted model, not a curated record. The transcript has 3 exons.